Molecule: messenger RNA, 1899 nt
Organism: Peromyscus leucopus (white-footed mouse)
Lineage: Eukaryota; Metazoa; Chordata; Mammalia; Rodentia; Cricetidae
Gene: Ptpn2
Product: protein tyrosine phosphatase non-receptor type 2
Exons: 11
Coding region: 105-1628 (507 amino acids)
Biological process (GO): protein dephosphorylation
Molecular function (GO): protein tyrosine phosphatase activity
Source: RefSeq, a predicted model, not a curated record
CGGAGCGCGCAUGCGCCACAGCGCCAGCGCUCUCCCCGGAUAGAGCGGGGCCCGAGCCUCUCCGCUGUGGUGGUUCCGCUCCCGCUCGCGCUCUCCCCGCCGCCAUGUCGGCCACCCUCGAGCGGGAGUUCGAGGAACUGGACGCUCAGUGUCGCUGGCAGCCGUUAUACUUGGUGAGUCCUCAGGCCCGCGCGGCGCCUGGGUUCUUCCGAGGAUCCGAGCUCGCGCCUGUGCCGGCUCCGCGUCGCCUCCCCCGCCUCCCGUUCGGGCGGAAGUGGCGAGCGCGGGCCGCGCUUGAGACGGGGAGCCUGGCGGUGUGGCUGCAGGCUGUUGGUUCCGAAGGCGGCGCCACAGCGGCGCCUGCUGGCUGCGUGGCCCGGCCCCGGCGUGUGGUGCGCUGGGUAGCGGUUCGGGGGACGUCGGGAAGCCUCCGGCUUCCUCCCCGACAGCCCGAUGCAGCAGCGGAAAGGGCGACGGAGCCCUCGGGCCGGGGCCAGCGAAAGCGAAGCGGGGUGUCCGUGACUUGCCGUAUCCCGGGGGCCUGUGGAGAUUUCGCAGAGCUGGAGCUGAAGCGGCGGCGAGAGCUCCCGAGGGAUCGGGGAUCGCCAGUCUUUUUCAUGGGCUGCUUUCGCCGGGAGAAUGAUCACAGUCGUGUUAAACUGCAAAGUACUGAAAAUGAUUAUAUUAAUGCCAGCUUAGUUGACAUAGAAGAGGCACAAAGAAGUUACAUCUUAACACAGGGUCCACUUCCUAACACGUGUUGCCACUUCUGGCUCAUGGUGUGGCAGCAAAAGACCAAAGCAGUUGUCAUGUUAAACCGAACUGUAGAGAAAGAAUCGGUUAAAUGUGCACAAUACUGGCCAACAGAUGACCGAGAGAUGCUGUUUAAGGAAACAGGAUUUAGUGUGAAACUCUUAUCCGAAGAUGUGAAGUCAUAUUAUACAGUACAUCUACUACAGUUAGAAAAUAUCAAUAGUGGUGAAACCAGAACAAUAUCUCACUUUCAUUAUACCACCUGGCCAGAUUUUGGAGUUCCUGAGUCACCAGCUUCAUUCCUAAAUUUCUUGUUUAAAGUUAGAGAAUCUGGCUCCUUGAACCCAGACCACGGACCUGCAGUGAUCCACUGCAGUGCAGGCAUCGGGCGCUCUGGUACCUUCUCUCUUGUAGACACCUGUCUUGUUCUGAUGGAAAAAGGAGAGGGUGUUAAUGUGAAACAAGUAUUACUGAAUAUGAGAAAGUAUCGAAUGGGACUUAUUCAGACACCAGACCAGCUCAGAUUCUCCUAUAUGGCCAUAAUAGAAGGAGCAAAGUACACACAAGGAGAUUCAAAUAUACAGAAACGGUGGAGAGAACUCUCUAAAGAAGAUUUGUCUCCUGUUUGUGAUCAUUCACAAAACAGAACAAUGACUGAAAAGUACAAUGGAAAGAAAGUAGGUUCAGAAGAGGAAAAACUAACAGGACUUUCUUCUAAGAUGCAAGACACUGUGGAAGAGAACAGUGAGAGUAUUCUCCGGAAGCGUAUUCGAGAGGACAGAAAGGCCACCACAGCUCAGAAGGUGCAGCAGAUGAAACAGAGGCUCAAUGAAACUGAACGAAAAAGAAAAAGGCCAAGAUUGACAGACACCUAAAUAUUCAUGACUUGAGACUAUUCUGCAGCUAUAAAUUUUGAACGUUUGAUGUGCAAAGCAAGACCUGAAUGAAGCCCACUCCGGAAACUAAAGUGAGGCUUGCUAACCCUGUAGAUUGCCUCACAAGUUGUCUGUUUACAAAGUAAGCUUUACAUCCAGGGGAUGAAGAACACCACCAGCAGAAGACUUGCAAACCCUUUAAUUUGAUGUAUUGUUUUUUAACAUGUAUGAAAUGUAGAAAGAUGUAAAGGAAAUAAAUUAGGAGAGACUA